ACUUCCUGCUUUCGGUCCAUGAUCUGUUUACUGGUUCGUUUACUCUGGGAGAGGCGAUCUCAACCCCGCAGCAUGGAGUAGACUGUUGGAACAGUACAGGGGGAAAAAAGAUCUGGCUCAGGAGUUUGUUACCAAUUGGUUUAAAUGUCAGUCGUCGUACGGUAAAGACGGAUAUCGGUUAAUUAUUGACAAUGCAUCAGCAGGCGCAGCAUUUCUCCACUACCAACGGAGAUUUUACCUUUGUCUCCUCCACUGACGCCGAAGAGCUCAGCGGUUCAAUUGAAUCUCCAGAUGUUAAAGUGAAUGUUGGCGGUGAAGCUAAGGAUGCCUCUGCAACUACUUUCCUGAGACAGAGAGGGUACGGCUGGCUGCUGGAGGUGGAGGAAGAUGACCCUGAGGACACCAAGCCUCUCCUGGAGGAACUUGACAUAGACCCGAAAGACAUUUACUACAAAAUCCGCUGUGUGCUGAUGCCAAUGCCAUCGCUGGGGUUCAACCGACAGGUGGUGAGGGAUAACCCUGACUUCUGGGGCCCACUGGCUGUGGUUCUCUUCUUCUCUAUGAUCUCAUUGUACGGACAGUUCAGGGUGGUGUCCUGGAUAAUAACUAUUUGGAUUUUUGGGUCCUUGACAAUUUUCCUGUUGGCUAGAGUUUUGGGUGGUGAAGUUUCUUAUGGCCAGGUUCUUGGAGUCAUUGGAUAUUCCUUGCUUCCACUAAUAGUAAUAGCUCCGUUGCUUUUGGUAAUUGGUGGAUUUGAAGUGGUAUCUACGCUGGUAAAGCUGUUCGGUGUGUUUUGGGCUGCUUACAGUGCUGCAUCCUUGCUAGUUGGGGACGAAUUCAAGACCAAGAAACCACUUCUGAUAUAUCCAAUUUUUCUCCUGUACAUCUACUUCCUGUCUCUAUACACUGGGGUUUGAAGCAGGAGAGACUUGGUUUGAAACUGCGCAAUAAACUAGUCAAGUGGUAAACACAUCAGAAAUUUGCUUUACACUUGUGAGGAUAGCCUUGAAGAAGAAACAUAUUUGGUUGUCUUUCCUUUUGGUUAACAAAUCACAGUCAAUAUUUUGACAUAAAGCAAAUGCGUACAGUGUAUUUAAUUCUUAAAUGUAGCCAUGAUCUUUGUACUAAAAUAUAAGUUCUAGGAUUUGUUUAAAACCUCUUUCAGCUCUGAUGAACAAGUAUGUCUGAUACAGAAUUUAAAUUGUCUUUUCAAGGUGCCAGUUAUAAAAUCAUUGGUUAGAUGCAACCGAAACUUUGAAAGCAUCUGAGCCAUUAUGUUUAAUAGGUGAGUUUUUUGAUAACCCUGGUUUAUGUUGGAAAUGCCAUCCAUAUGAUUGCUGGAAGGAAUAAUUCCUUUAUUAAACGCCAGUGCCAAACAGCAAUGGCUUGGGCAAUGGCAAAAGGUGUGCAGUCCGCUCCACCACAUUAUAAUGCGGAGCAAAUUAAAGUACAGAUUCAAAACCUCUAGAUUUUUUUUUUCCUUUUAAACUUCAAAGUCUAUGCAGUUGUUUUUAUUAUUACUGGAGUGUUACUGGCAUUCCUUUUUUCAUGUAUCGUAUUACUGCAUUUAAUCUUUUGAUUUAUAAAUGUUGGCCCAGCUAGUUAAUGAGAUUUAGAUUAGACGAGUUUAUAUAAAGAGGAGACAGAGUCAUUAUUUUAAAUUGGGUGCCUUUAUAUAGAUGUUAUAUGGCUGUUAUAUUAAGAAUAUUUUAUAGAUGUACAUUUGUAAAAACAAAAAAUAAAGUUUUUUUUUUUUUUUUUUUUUUUGUUAAAUAGAAACUGACAUGCUCAUUUGUUUUCCAGUACUGCAAAUAUAGCUAUUGUAUGAUAUAAUUCAGAUGCAUAAAAUCAAUCAAAUAGGUGCUCAAUCAGCCAUAAUUUGUUUUAUUUAUGAACUUCAAAUGAAACUGGAAACAGUUUCAGAUAGGGAUUACUAGGGAAGGUCUAGAGAACCCUAAGCACCACUAAGUUAACAUGUAUUUUCUUCAGUUAUAUGAAAAUCCAGAACUACUGUUCUCAUCUUGAGACCAGAAUGCACUUUUUAAAAUCAGAAAAAUACAACUUUGUGUGUUUACUUGUAUACAUUUCUACAGAUCUCCAGUGUUCAGCAAACACUCAUUUCUAACAUGUAUUGUUUCAAAUGUUCUUGUAUAUUAAAGGAAACCCUUAUAUGCA
Polyodon spathula (Mississippi paddlefish) is the source of this 2175-nucleotide messenger RNA. Its product is annotated as protein YIPF4-like. Gene Ontology annotation, biological process: vesicle fusion with Golgi apparatus; endoplasmic reticulum to Golgi vesicle-mediated transport. The record is from RefSeq and is a predicted model, not a curated record. Gene Ontology annotation, cellular component: membrane; trans-Golgi network. The transcript has 6 exons. The coding region runs from base 192 to 917 and encodes 241 amino acids. Lineage: Eukaryota; Metazoa; Chordata; Actinopteri; Acipenseriformes; Polyodontidae.